This is a messenger RNA of Dovyalis caffra, 1722 nucleotides long. Lineage: Eukaryota; Viridiplantae; Streptophyta; Magnoliopsida; Malpighiales; Salicaceae. The record is from the annotation of a GenBank genome assembly.
AUGGAUUUGGGAUCCUGGAAAUGUCUGCUGAUUGUUCUUGCAGGAUUUUCCAUGUUCCGUAGCUUCUGUCAUUCGGAGAAAGCUCCAUAUUACACAUUUGUUCAUGAAGCAACCUCAGCACCACAUAUCCUAUACUAUGAUUACAUAAUCAUCGGAGGAGGAACCUCAGGCUGUCCACUGGCUGCAACUCUGUCGCAAGAUGCAAGCGUCCUAGUCCUCGAAAGAGGUGGCUCGCCGUAUGGAAAUCCCAAAAUAACCAACAUUGCUAACUUUGCCGAUUCGCUCUCCGACACCUCUCCCGAUUCGGCUUCCCAACAAUUCAUCUCCGAGGAUGGAGUCUAUAACGCUCGUGCACGCGUCUUAGGCGGCGGAAGCGCCUUGAACGCAGGAUUUUACACUCAUGCGAGUGCUGAUUACGUGAAGAAAGCCGGUUGGAACCCAGAAUUGGUCGAUAGGUCUUAUGCAUGGGUUGAGAGCAAGGUGGCCUUUGAGCCACCGGUGCUGCAAUGGCAAUCAGCUGUUAGAGAUGGGUUGCUAGAAGUUGGAGUAUUGCCUUACAAUGGCUUUACGUAUGAUCAUAUUCAUGGGACUAAAGUUGGAGGGACAAUUUUUGAUAGGGAUGGUCAUAGACACACCGCUGCUGAUUUGUUAGAGUAUGCUGAUCCAAGGAAUAUUUCAGUUCUUUUGCAUGCUACCGUACAUAAGAUCUUGUUUACAGAAACAGGAAAACCAAGAGCUUAUGGUGUGAUUUUUGAAGAUGCGUUAGGGUUCAGGCACAAGGCAUACUUGGGAUCAAGAAGCUCCAAGAAUGAGAUAAUCUUAUCAGCAGGUGCACUAGGAAGCCCACAACUACUGAUGCUAAGUGGUGUUGGACCUGCCAACCAUCUUCAAGCUCAUAGCAUCUCAGUAGUGGUGGAUCAGCCCAUGGUUGGUCAAGGGAUGGCUGACAAUCCAAUGAAUCUUUUGUUCAUUCCCUCCCCUCUCCCAGUUGAAGUCUCACUCAUCCAAGUUGUGGGCAUUACCAAGUUUGACAGCUAUAUCGAAACAGCUAGUGGUUUGAGCUUUGCUUACUCUUGGGUUCACAAGUUUGUAAGGGAAUAUGAGUUGCAUUUAAAUGAGACAGAUCAGUCCUCUGCAGUGACACCAGAAGCCAUGUCAAGAGCUAUUGAAACCUUAAAUUCCCUUGUGACUGGAACUCUACAGGGUGGAGUUAUUCUUGAGAAAAUUAACGGUCCACUCUCCACGGGUGAACUCAAGCUGGUGACUACAAAUCCACAUGAUAACCCUUCUGUCAAAUUUAACUACUUCAAAGAACCAGAGGACUUAAACAGGUGCGUUCAAGGCAUGAAAACCAUUAUAGAUGUAGUAAAUUCGAGAGCGUUUUCAAAAUUCCGUUACAAAUAUAUGCCAGUGAAAGCUCUCAUUGACUUGAUGCUGAACUUGCCUGUGAACCUGAGACCAAGACACUUCAGUUCAGCAAUUUCCUUGGAACAAUUCUGCACAGAUACUGUCAUGACCAUAUGGCACUACCAUGGAGGCUGCCAAGUGGGCAAGGUUGUCGACUACGAUUACAAGGUUCUCGGUGUGGAUGGACUAAGGGUUAUCGAUGGUUCCACAUUCAUCGCUUCACCUGGGACUAAUCCUCAAGCUACAGUUAUGAUGCUCGGAAGAUACAUGGGGAGGAGGAUUCUGUAUGAGAGACUUAAAGAAGGGACGAAGUAG